AUGCUGACGAACCCGGAGGGGUCAAUGGUGGCCUUAGGGGAGAAGUUGCGGGAAUAUGGAGAAAUCUCGGGCUAUCGGGCCAAUAUGGCCAAAUUCAGCGCUCUCCCUAUCUGCAUGACUCAAACCGAAAUAGAAAACAUACACCGCAACUACAAAAUCCAGAUGGAGCGAGAGGCCCUUAAAUAUCUGGGGAUAAGCCUCACGGCGGACCCGG
Pelobates cultripes (western spadefoot toad) is the source of this 214-nucleotide messenger RNA. The record is from the annotation of a GenBank genome assembly. NCBI's taxonomy places the organism in Eukaryota, Metazoa, Chordata, Amphibia, Anura, Pelobatidae.